AUGAGAUUCUCUCUAGCACCAACUCUUCUUCUUCUUGUCCUUCUCCUCUUUUAUCAACAUCACUCUUCUUCAAACCUAUAUUCCAACACUCUAUCCUCUUUCGUGGAUGCUACAUCACUCGCACUGUCUCCUUCACCGUUCUUAUCCAUGGAUUUUAGCAGUCAUUCAUCAAACUUCACAUUAAUUCCGAGUGCUCAAAAGAAAGAAAAGACGAGGAAUGGAAUAGAGGAGGGUUUAGCGAAAUCAAGAGCGGCCAUACAUGAGGCUGUGAGGUCGAAGAAAUAUGCAUCGGAGAAUGAAGAAACCUUUGUUCCUCAUGGAGCCGUUUACAGAAACGCUUAUGCAUUUCAUCAAAGCCAUAUAGAGAUGGAGAAGAAAUUUAAAGUGUGGGUGUAUAGAGAAGGAGAGAUACCGUUAGUGCACAUGGGUCCAAUGAACAGCAUCUAUAGCAUAGAAGGCCAGUUCAUGGACGAGAUCGAGAGAGCUAUGAGCCCAUUCGCGGCUAGCCACCCGGACGAGGCUCACACCUUCCUCAUUCCCGUAAGCAUCGCCAACGUCGUUCAUUACUUAUACCGGCCGCUCGUGACCUACUCCAGAAAACAACUUCACAAUGUGUUUCUUGACUACGUCAAUGUCGUGGCUCACAAGUAUCCUUAUUGGAAUAGAAGCCACGGAGCCGACCAUUUCUUCGUUUCUUGCCAUGAUUGGGCACCAGACGUCUCAGGAUCGAACCCUGAAAUGUUGAAAAACAUGAUAAGAGUCCUAUGCAACGCCAACACAUCAGAAGGUUUCAUGCCCCAACGAGAUGUCUCAAUCCCGGAGAUCAACAUCCCCGGGGGCCACCUAGGCCCACCUCACUUAUCCAGCUCUUCCGGCCAUGACCGGCCCAUCCUUGCUUUCUUCGCAGGCGGCUCACACGGUUACAUCCGCAAGAUUCUACUAAAGCACUGGAAAGACAAAGACGAGGAGGUCCAAGUCCACGAGUAUUUACCCAAAAACCAAGACUACUUCAAACUCAUGUCCAAGGCAAGGUUCUGUCUCUGUCCUAGCGGCUACGAAGUGGCUAGCCCUAGGAUCGUUGCAUCCAUUAACUUAGGCUGCGUCCCAGUCAUCAUCUCUGAUCACUACGCAUUGCCCUUCUCAGACGUUCUUGAUUGGAGUAAGUUCACCAUUCAUAUCCCUUCUGAGAAGAUCCCGGAGAUUAAAACCAUACUAAAGAACGUGUCAGGGAGACGCUACUUGGUGUUGCAGAGAAGAGUCUUGCAGGUACAGAGACAUUUCGUUAUCAAUAGACCGUCUCAACCGUUUGACAUGCUUAGGAUGCUUUUUCACUCCGUCUGGUUGAGAAGGCUAAACAUUGGGUUGCAUUUGUGA
Brassica oleracea var. oleracea is the source of this 1374-nucleotide messenger RNA. Its product is annotated as probable glycosyltransferase At5g20260. Lineage: Eukaryota; Viridiplantae; Streptophyta; Magnoliopsida; Brassicales; Brassicaceae. Gene Ontology annotation, molecular function: glycosyltransferase activity. The coding region runs from base 1 to 1374 and encodes 457 amino acids. The record is from RefSeq and is a predicted model, not a curated record. The transcript has 4 exons.